Messenger RNA from Volvox carteri f. nagariensis, 495 nucleotides. RefSeq lists its product as uncharacterized. The record is from RefSeq and is a predicted model, not a curated record. NCBI's taxonomy places the organism in Eukaryota, Viridiplantae, Chlorophyta, Chlorophyceae, Chlamydomonadales, Volvocaceae. The transcript has 3 exons. The coding region runs from base 148 to 495 and encodes 115 amino acids.
CACACAUACAUACAUAUAGGCAGGCGGCUGGCAGAGGUUAAGGCCUGACUUCUGCUCCCAGUCGACCCAGUCGACCCGUGUUCAAAUCCGCCUGCCGGCUCCUCGGGUAUUUGAGGAGUGGUGAAAUGGGAGGUGGCCCCCCAUCAUAUGGACGAUGUAGGACGUGAUAAAAUCAACUUGCGAGCUGACCAGGAACUAAGUCGAUGCGCCGUUGAUCCGCUAGAUUUGGUUGGAUGCUGGUGCGAUAGGCUGAUGCUUCCUCCAUGUCCUCCGCCGUACCAACAAACCAAGAAGCAAACCGCCGUUUGUUACCCGCUAACAUCAGACAGACCCGCAUCAUCAAGUACGCGACCGUGUACAACUAAGCACAUACAGCUGGCGAAGACUGAAGCCGCCGCAUCCUUCGCAGCGCAGCAGCCCGGCUUUAGGAACAGACAAAAAGACGAGAAACAAGAAAUAAAGCCACUGAGCAAGGCAGGGCUAAGACAACCAUGA